Molecule: messenger RNA, 5887 nt
Organism: Ziziphus jujuba (common jujube)
Lineage: Eukaryota; Viridiplantae; Streptophyta; Magnoliopsida; Rosales; Rhamnaceae
Product: pentatricopeptide repeat-containing protein CRP1, chloroplastic-like
Exons: 5
Coding region: 126-1604 (492 amino acids)
Molecular function (GO): protein binding
Source: RefSeq, a predicted model, not a curated record
UUAAUUGGGUUGGGUGCUUACGUAAUUUGCGAUUGUUGAGCGUGUAUCUAUAUCUGGGUAGGUUUUUUAGAACUCAAAACUUUCGGUCUCUGAAUUUGAAAUUCUCUGCCUGUGCUGUUAGUGACAUGGAUGUGCAAUCCAUAUUUGGUAGCAAUCCGCUUUCGCCAUUUUCUGUUGGUGGGUUUUCUGUUCUCUGUCCAAGUUGCCACAAUCGCCAUAUGAAGUGUACAAUCUUUGGUUCCUUGAACCGCUUGAGGCAUAACAAGAAGGUAAAAAAUGAAGUCAAUGUUUUAGCAAUGGAUAAUGAGAGCUCGACCACAAGGAGCCCAACUGCUCCUAGAGCUGGAGAGGAACUUUCUGGUAAUUCAUACAACCAUAUGAUUCGUGAUUACUGUAGACGAGGAGAGAUUGAUAAGGCUAUGGCUCUUCUUGCUCAAAUGGAGGCCCUGGGAUUCCACCCAAGCUCCUUCUCUUACGCUUAUUUGAUUGAAGCUCUUGGAAGUGUUGGAAGGACUUUGGAAGCUGAUUGCUUGUUUCAAGAAAUGAUUUUUUUUGGGUUUGUGCCGAGAAUCAAGCUGUACAAUGUUUUGCUUAGAGGGUUUUUGAAGAAAGGCCUGUUAGGGGUUGGAGUUAAAGUUUUGAGGGUAAUGGAUGAUCUGGGUAUUCAAAGGAAUAGAGAAACAUAUGAGAUUCUGCUGGAUUACUUUGUCAAUGCCGGGAGGUUGGAGGAUACUUGGUCAAUAAUCAAUGAGAUGAAAAGGAGAAGGUUUAGGCUGCGUUCAUUUGUAUAUGGUAAGGUAAUUGCUCUUUAUAGGGACAAUGGGAUGUGGAAGAAAGCCAUGGACAUUGUGGUAGAGAUUAGGGAGAUGGGGCUUUCACUAGACAAACAUAUGUAUAAUAGUAUCAUUGACACUUUUGGGAAAUACGGUGAGCUAGAUGAAGCUGCGGAAAUGUUUAACAAGAUGAAACAAGAAAGUAUAGAACCCGAUAUAAUGACUUGGAAUUCUUUGAUAAGGUGGCAUUUUAAGGCUGGGGAUAUUAACAAGGCCAUUGACCUGUUCACUGAGAUGCAGGAAGAAGGGUUAUAUCCUGAUCCAAAGGUCUUUAUUACUAUUAUUAGCCGUUUGGGAGAGCAGGGGAAGUGGGAUUUGAUAAAGAAGAUUUUUGAAACUAUGAAAUACAGAGGGCAUAAAGGAAGUGGUACGGUAUAUGCUGUUUUGGUCGAUAUCUAUGGACAGUAUGGGAAAUUUCGGGAUGCCGAAGAGUGUAUAUCUGCUCUAAGGUCAGAAGGUCUUCUGACUUCAGCCAGCAUAUUUUGUGCCAUUGCCAAUGCUUAUGCUCAACAGGGACUAUGUGAUCAGACAGUUAAGGUGCUUCAGCUUAUGGAAGCAGAGGGCAUUGAGCUAAACGUUGUAAUGCUAAAUGUGUUGAUGAAUGCAUUCGGUAUAGCCGGUAGACAUUUGGAGGCUUUAUCCAUUUAUCACCAUAUACAAGAAAUUGGUCUAAGUCCCGAUGUUGUCACAUAUACUACACUCAUGAAGGCAUUUAUUCGGGCAAAGAAGUUCGAUAAGGUGCCAUACACAUUCCUUGGUAGCUUUAAUUGAUCACUUCCAUCUUUCUGCUUGAUGUGGGGAAGAUUAACAAUAAAAGUAUAAAAUUGAUUGAAGGUCCCUGAGAUAUACGAGGAAAUGGAACGUGCUGGGUGCACUCCAGAUAGGAAGGCUAGGCAGAUGUUGCAAGUUGCUAUGAUGGUUCUUCAACAUAGAGGCAUUUAACUUGGUCAUUGGACUUCCUAUUGUCUUUGAUGCUUUGAUAGUCCAAAGGCUGAGCAAAUGUGGAUGCAAUCUGAACGAGCAGUGUGAAGAGGUGGAAAUUCUGCCCCGUCUACUUCCUCAAAGACCAUAUGCUGGUUUUGCUGUGAGUAUGAGAUGUCCUCAGCCCGAUUCCUUCUCAAAAGAUUAGGAACUUGAGGCACCGGCCCUUGUGAUGCUCAGUGAUCCACCAUGCCUAUGAAAUUCUGCAUGGGAAAGAGUUCAGGAUCUAUGAUAUUCAAGAGCCACUAUGAAAGCUUUUUUUUACUGGAAUAUUGGGAAGCAUGCUAGCACGCAUGCUAGCACACAAGCUAGUUCUGUCAAAAACGCUACUAAACUUGCUAUGGAGGCUGUUGGUGGAACCGCGAAGGUAUGCACACAAUAUUUUGGUGCAUAACAAGGGCAAGGGAAUGGAUAUUAACCCUGAGGGAGUUGUGGAAGAUGAUGGGGGAAAGAAGAAACAGAAAACUCUGGUUUAAUUUACAGGGUGAAAGGUUGGAGUGGCAGAUUUGCUGGACGAGUUUUUGUCCAAUGAUGUUUUAGAAUUUGUUCUUAAUUGCUUCUUAACUCAAAAGUGGAGGGUGUUUUCAAAUUGCUUUUGAGAAUUAUAAGAUGGAAAAAAUUAACGGCAGAUCAGCCUGUUUGUCUACAACUCAGUCGUAGACAUCCUGUGUUCAAAUCUGCUGUUUAUUGGCGAGGUGGCAUUUCACUAUUGAUUUGCAGCAAUUGAUUCUAGGGAGAUUCAAUGUUGAUUUGCAACAUUGAAUCCGCUGCAAUUGGCAGUUGCUGUGGAGGUUGGAAGCCUGAAAACUUGUCACAAUAUUUUACAAGCUUGUCUUUGAGUAAAGGCCAUUGGAUGGUUUCACUCCCUCCAUAGAUUGAGGUAAGCAUUGGCAGAGAAAUAAGGGAUAAUUUCUUCAAGAGAGGGAAUGGUUUUGCUUCCUGUUCAGUACCAUCCUUCACAAUUACGUUCUCCAAUUUUGGACAAUUCUCCACAUAGAGCUCUUCCAACUGCGACAAACCUUGGAACAAUGCUGGAGGGAAAAUAUAUUUCAGCUUCCGACAGUCUUUCACUUCAACAACUCAAAGACUGUUCAACUUUGCAUGCUCCACAGGACCAUUCCAUAUGUGUUCAAGUCUAUACAAAUUGUUCAACUUCAAUUCUUUCAGUCUGGUCAAGAAGUAAGAUUGUGGCCUCGGUUCAUCAAACUUGAAAAGCUCUGACACAGGAUUUCCAUCCACUUCAACCCUUUCGAGAUUGUUGAGAUUCUUUAUCAAAGUUGAAGGAAGGAGAGGUUUAACCAAGGACAGGCACUGUUGCACACGGAAGAACUUCAGCUUUCCAAAAGAUCCUUCUGGUAGUUCACCGGGACAUAUCUCUUGGAAAUUAUCAUUGUGGUAUAUUAUCAAUGUUUCUAAGCUUUUGAGAAUAGGAUUUUCUUGGGAAGUUUGAUCUUGUCCGUGCACGAGAUGCGUUGCAUCUUCACAUUGCUCAAUCUGGAGAGACUUCAUUUGGCUAAACCUUUCUUUAUCUUGUUCAAAAAUACUAUUGAAUCGGGGACAACAAUGGUACCAAAGAUUCUCAACUCUGUUUGGUACAAAGUUUCUGAACCAUUCUGGUAAUGCAUAGAUGCCUAUGUUCAGAACAAAAGUUCUUCCUUGUGAACCUAAGUUUGCGGAUCUUGUAGUUUUAUCACGACAAAUGCAUAUAUUAAAUUGGUUCCAUCUUGGAGAGAAUCUGACUUCAUUUGGUAUGCAUUCUGAAUCAUCAAUAUCAAUCCUCAACACUGUCAACUAGCUCCACAAAGCUUGCAUUCUCUCCUUGGUUUCCACUUUUCCCCCAGUUGGCAAAGCUGAGUUGCAUGUACAACUCUUCUAAUCGAGACAAUUCUGAUAUCACUUUCGGUGGAAUCCUCUUAAGAUCCUUACACGAAUUGAGAUCUAAAACUCUUAAAUCUGUCAAUUGUCUUAAUUCUUCUGGCAAUGCCCUGAUGCCAGAGUUUCCAAGACUUAUCUUGAGUUUCUUGAGUUCUCCAAUUGUAGAUACGUCUGUCAAUUUGCAUGCAUUGAGUCUGUCAAUUUGCAUGCAUUGAGGGACAGCGCCCGGAGGUUUGUUAGCUCUUUAAUUGAUUCUGGAAGUUUGGUAAUUGCAAGAUUCUGACUUAAAUCCAACACUUUAAGUGCUUUCUUCUUUUCAAAAAAAUCCUCUGAAAUUGGACUUGCAUGGUGAUUAUUCUGCAGUAGCAACAUCUCAAGGUUAGUGUACUCUUCACCAUCUUGGACGAGGUCAAUUUCUUUGCACAUGAAAGAAACUGCUUUGUAGCUUUCAAAAUUCUCUGUUGGCCAGUCCUAAACCUUGUAGGCAUGUUCUGGCGCUGAUGAUAUUCUAAUUGCCUCAUGACGAAUGACAUCAUGCAUUUUUAUAAACCCCAUUCGAUCACCUUCUAACAGCAGAUGCAAAUCAAUAAGUUGCUUGGCAUGUCUAUCCACACCGUCUUGCAUCUUCUACUUUUCCCUCAAAAAAACCCAUCCCCUUACCAUACCUUAAAACAUCUUUCCUAAUGUUGAUAUCUUCAGCAAAAAGACAACAUAUCAGCAAGUAUCUCUUUGCUUCUUCAUCCUUCAAGAAAUUGUAGCUAAAUGUUACACAGUUUAAAAGCUUAUCAUCUUGAUCAACAAUUCUAAGAUGGGAUGCUUCAAGUUCUUGAGCUGCCUUUUUCCACUCUUCCAUACUUUCACCUCGGAGUGCACUUGCAACAAUUACGAGCGCUAUAGGAAGAUUUCCACAAUUUUCAGCUACAUUCCUUCCCACUUCCUCAAACUCCCGCGGCUCUGCAAAAUCUGUACCUGCAGCCCACUUAAACAGGAUCCAAGAAUCUGCUACAGAGAGAAGAUUCAGUUGGAUUCUUUCUUGGCACAUCAUGGUAUUACAGACUUUCUUAUCUCUACUGGUGAGCAAGAUUUUGGAUUCUUGGGUCUUGAGGUCUCGAACAGAUACUGGAAUUCAUAUCUCGGAUGAUUUUAGAGGACCCCAAAGAUCAUCCAAGAUUAUAAGAACUUUCUUCUGCCCCAUCAGUCUAGCACUCAGCUCAUCUGCUCUCCCUUGAUCAGUCUCUUUUGUUAAGUGAGAUUGAGUGAAUCUGUAAUUUGACCUUGAAUUCUUCUCACAUCCUGGUCUUGGGAAACAGUCACCAUAACCACACGGUCAAAAAGCUCCUGGUUUCAGCCUUUUCCCUUAGUUUUUCCAAAGAUGUCUUCCCCGAACCACCCAUUCCAUACACCCCAACAAUGAAAACCGUGUCACUUUUGAGUGCUUCCAGGACAUCCACCAUAGCUUUCCUUGUGGAUUCAAAUUCCAUUAGAUCACCUGUAAAAGUUGUUUGAGAAACCUGCAGAGUGGUACAUGGUGUGUCAAAGGUAUGGAAACUGCUUCCUUGAUCAAUUAUGUUGCGACCUUCUUUGGCCAUCUCCUUUGCUUUCUUGCUAUGUGCGUAGAAUGAAUAAACAUAGGCAAACCAUUUCUUUUUGGAUUUGAUUUCGCUAUCAAAAGUGGUCAUCUCCUUAAAUUUUUCAUCUGUUCUCUGUAUCCAGUCUUCCACUGCAGGAUUGAUUUGUCUUGUAUUUCUUUGGGGCUCAGAAAUGCGCGAUUUAACAGCCUUUAUAGUGGCUUCCAGACUAGUCUUCUCCUCCAUGAGCUUGUUUAUGUUCUUCUGGUAUUUAACAAAAUAAUGGAUUUGACGCAGAAUUGGGAUGCGAAAAGCUCCUACUGCUCCAACCAUCAGAGAGAAAGCAGUUAGUACAAUUGCUAAAGUUUCCAUUGCUAGCUCAAGUUGUACUCAAUCUUUAUCUUCUUCUUUUUUCUUUUUUUCUUUUUUGUUUCCUUGUCCUUUUUGUUGUUUCUCAAUGGUGCAUGUAAAUGCAGUAUCAGAGAGAUCAGAAAGAAUGGAAGACUUGUAUGUAUUUGCGAUCAGAUGGAGGAGGAGGAAGGUUGUUAUCAUAUUAUUUUUGACGAAUUUUCGAAGAAACAGGAAAUAAAGUUCUGCCAAAUCUUAAAUAUACAUAUUAUUCAUUUUCAA